AUGUAUGUAGCUACAGUCGCUCUUGUUUUCAUUCUCAAUUCUUCGAUCGAUCUGACAACUUCACAGGCUUUAGUUGGUGAGUUUACAAACUCCUUUUACCUUUAAAUACCGUUUAAUUUAGAACGAAGUGGAUGACAGAUCGGGCAAAUUUUCAGUGAACGAAAAUGACUGAAAAAAAAAGAAAGAAGAAGGAAAAGAAAGAUGGAAGGAAAAUAACAAAUUUAAAAAUGCUACUUUUGAGAUUUUUCUGUCCUAAGGUUGCUGAAUCAUAAGAUAUAUACAAUGCAAAUCAGUAUUUUUUUUUUGUACGGAUCUCAUUACGCAAAGUAGUGAAGUGUGAACUUCUCGUAAAAAAGGGCCGCCGAACGUAUACUAAGAAUGGCCAGCCUGGAUAUACUGCCAUAAAAAAGUGAUAACAAAUGACUAUUUGCAAGAGUCUAAACUUACAGAAACUAAAAGUUCACUAAAGCACAAUUAACAGAUCGUUAAUUAAUUAUUAGUCGAGGUCAUUAACAUUACCAUUAUUUACUAAAGCUUCAAAACAUACCUCCAGUGGGAGACUCAUUUCAGCUGCGAUAUUUAUGUUAAAUAAACUUGCGUCUUAAUUGCUUGUAUAAAAUAUUAAUGCCACCACCAAGGGUAGGGAAUUACUCAUGAAAAUCUUUCAGUUAGAAAAUAAACAUCUUUUUUUUCAAAAGAGAAAAAACAGGCAUAUUGAUGAGAUGUAUUUUGGGUGUUAAUUAGGUGGGAUAAAUUUUGGAUCAAUCCGACUGUACAGGCCUAGGGAUUGAGCUAUUGCAGGUGGCUAUGGAGAGUUUGCAAGGAGAUAAAUGCUUGAAUCUCAACUAUCACUAAGUUAGAAUUUCGGCAAUAUCUCAGCUACCAGAGUUAAAUUUUCAGCAAGUACUUACUAACUGUAAAUUCUAUGGAUCUCCGAUCUCAGCUGGAUCUCAGCCCUUUUUUCCAGCUGAUAGCUAAAAUUUUGACCAUUUCUCAGCUACCGGUUAAACCCAACCAGGACAAGCAGAGGCUGUAACGUGGCCAUGACUGAUCAAGGGGCACGUUUUACAUUAACAAAUCGUAGCCCGCGAACAAGCUCCCAAGUGGAGCAGGGUGAAAAGAAAAAUCGGCGAGCGAAGUGAGCAGAGAGUGGCCUGGGGAGAAAAGAGACGUUUAUUUUUCUCCCCAGGCCACGCUCGACUCCGUUACGCGCCGAAUUUUUUUUUUGCCCAACUCCACUUGAGAGCCUGUUUACCUUUUGUUGAGUUUUUGCUGUUAGAAUCCUAAGUUAAAAUACAGUAAUUACCUUUGAAAUACUUUGGCAAAAAUAAGACUGUCGCAUACUGAUUUUGUCUGUUUGUUUGUUUUCCACACAUCAUUUGUAUGCAUAAAUAUUUUGACACCAUUUCAUGGAACGAUAAAGAUGGUAGAUGCUCAUUCGUCAAGGUUCUAGCCGUGAAAUAUGACAAAUCAUUGGAAGGACAAGUGCUUACGUCAUAUCCAGUUGAAAAGGAGGACGACUGCCAACUCAGAUGCUUCCAACACAGACUGUGUGUAUCGUAUAACCUAGGGCCUUUGGUAGAGGGUGUCAUAAGGGACUGUCAAAUCAGCAAAUCAGAUGAGUUUAGGGACCCACAGAACAUGACAAAUAGGCCAAACUACUUAUACCGUGGAUUAAAGGUACAUUUGACUUGUACUUAAAAUUAUUUGCACCUCGGGCAGUUAGCCUGCGAACAGCAGACGCGUUUCUGGUCGUGGCUUCUCUCCCUCCGAAAAAUUUCUGAGGGUAGCGACGACCGGAAAUGUGUCUUCUGUUCGCAGGAUACGGGCAGUGGGCAGUGUUCCUUAAUUGGCCUAGGGGUGAAUUUUCACUAUCGGGUAAUUUUUAUGUGCGUAUGUAGAAUAAAAACGAUUUUUGAAAGGCCACACGUAAACGUAAAAGUUGAGCGAGGUUCAACAUUAAUUUACACGUGACAUUUACGCGGGGAAAAAUUACGCGACAGUGAAAAACCACCUUAAACUAGUACCUGCAUCUCUGCCCCACAUUUGCAUUCUCAAAGAGGGUGUACUAUAGUCAAUUCUCUCAUAGUGACCACCUUCUAUAAGCAACCACUUUUUCGUGCUCUAAGGGUGGUGGCUUACGAGAGUUGACUCAUGUAUAGGCUUUGUAAUGGUCUUUUUGGUCAUGUGAUAAUUAUAAUCUAGAGAACUAUUUAUUUCAGUCUUGUACGUUAUUCAAGUACAUUUCUCAAACUCAUUAAUAAUUCAUAAAGAAAAUUCAAAGGAAAUUAAUGUUUAAUGAGUGUUUGGAUAUCAGAUGAAAAACUGCUCAUUUUUGCAUCCUUAAUUUCUCCUUCAAAAAUGAUUUUGGUUGAGAAGAAAUAUCAAACAUUCGACACAGUGUUUCAUCACCAGAUGAAACACCUCGAAGUUCGUCAAAAAUACUCCGCUGCGCGUCGUAUUUUCAACUCGCUUCUCGGUGUUUCAUCUGGUGAUGAAACACUGCAUCUCGUGUUUGAUAUAUUACAUGAACGCACGACUUCUGAUAAAACGACAAAGAAAGACUUACAGCCUCAAGACCUUCCUUCGAAACACAGCACACUAAACAGGGUGUUCUCACUAUUAAUUUAACCUCUUGCAUAUGGUGCCACUCGACUGGGACUGCCUAAGUGUUGAACAGGGUGAUACAUUUUAAAAAGCUCAUCUCAUUUUGUAUUGCAACGGCUACAGUGAGAUUUUCUCAAUCUUGAGCAUUUAUAAAAAAAACCGCAAAGUGGUCUAAAAUAGCCUCAGCAUUAAUGGCAAGUAGAGAUAGGCUUAGCGAGGUCUUUACUACGUACAUCAAGUACAUCAUAUCAGGGUUUAAGGUCGUGUUCUAUUGGGACCAGCCAUUUCAACAGAAAACGGUUUUGGUUGAUUUGGUUGAAGUUCCCAAUAGAACACAUUUCCAACCGAUUUUGGUUGAAACGCAAAUGGGACUGGGUUUAUAAUUAGUGAUUUCCAGACUUCUUUGACUUCUGUCGUAAAGGUUGUCAACAUAUUGGCGAAAGGCAGAAUGGUUGCUACGGCUCUUCUUCAACACGUGACCUAAAACAACGCUUCAGUGCUAGUCUGAUGAAAAAAGAUGAUGAUCAUGAUUGGGAAUAUGUAGCAUAACUGUUGUUGGAGACUAAGGAGAAACGUGAACUUCGCAUACACUAUUUUUGAGAAUAAAAAGAUUCGAGUUAUGAUAGUAAAAUAUUAAAGUCUGUGAAGCAUUGGUUAUAGUUUAGAUUUUAAAACAUUGUUCCUUUUCUCCAUUCAUUUUACAAAGUGCUUUUGAAGUUGCAUAAAGAUCUCUAUCGUAGUAUGUUUACCGGUACCUCUCAGUUCAGUUUCGUGAGACCCAUGCGAACAUUUCGUUCACGGAAUAAGUUUUAGCACGAAAUUCGCAAAAAACACUACCCAUUGUUUUCAACCAUUUCAACCACGUUCUGAGCUGAUUGGAAAAGUUGAUCAACCACUGACCAACCAAAAACGGUUUUUUCAAAUAGAACACGAAAACACCCGACCAACCCAACCAACCAAAAAAAGGUUGUUCUCAAUAGAACACGACCUUUAAAUUUCUUUAUAGCGUGUGCUCGUCUUGUAUAGUUCUGAAUUCAUCAACGGAAAUUAUAUAGGCAGAACUCUAAACCCCUGAAAAGCUCAUCUCUCCAGGAUUGGAUCUGGUGUUGGAGAUAUAAAUGACGCAUUGAAAUGAUUUUUGUAUCCCGGCUGUUAUUCUUUUCUUUUGAAUAGAAUUCUUGCUCCAGAGGACCUUGCGUUAAAAACGCUUCAUGCGUUCCAAACUUUGAGUCUGAUGACUUUCAAUGUGAGUGUCCUUCAGGCUUCACAGGAGAGGCCUGUGCUGUUGGUGAGUAUGUUGGUUCGAUCGUCGAAUGAAGUCGACGAAGACCGCUUCAUUCAUCUAGGGGUAGUUUCUGUUGUUGUUGUUGAUGAGUUUGAAGAAGGGAUUCGAUGGCUGGGCAAAUGGCCGACAAGGCCAAUCCUUCCUGGAGAAUCUCAGUAAAUUAGAGGUAUUAACGGUUAACGGUUAUUCCCAGAGCACGCCUUCCAGCUUGCUCGCAUCGAGCUGGCAGGCUUAACUGAAGUAAGAUCUAGAGAAUCAAUACUUUGAAAUAAUUCAAUAGUUGUCAUCGGUUUAGACCUCCGUGACCUUCUUCAGGAUAGGAAAAAGGGGUGAAAUGCGUAUAGAAUCGAACCUCCACUAACGGCCCCCUUUUCACAAAAGUCACCACUCUACAGUUGCCUUUUUUUUGGCGGACAGUCCACACAUUUGCUCUUGUUUCAACCUCUCUACAACGGCCACCUCCCAACGGCCACUUUCGUCCUUCCCUAAGGUGGCUGUUGUAGAGGUACAACUUUCAGUGUAUAAGACCCAUCAGCCUCGAGACGUGGAAUGUGGUGGUCUUGGAGGGAAAAUAAAGAAAAAAAUGAGCAUGAGCGAAAUAACCUAGUUGUGCAAGAAAAGGAAGGGGAGUGGGGGAAGUAAAAAUUAAAUCAGGGGCGGAAGGAGGAUUUUGUGAUAGAGGGGGCCUAAAGAUAUAGUAUAUAGUGGUAAUAUGGGCCCGAUAGCGCCCAUCAGGACGCUUAAAUUUAGCAAAUGCCUGGAUUCUACAUUUAACCUGUAAUGCUGAAAUAUUUAAUAAACCACAGGUGUGGUUGUGGCCAAAGAAGCAAGUAACACUUUAGCAGGGACCGAAGCGAUCGCGGCGAGAGCACACGCAACCUCCCGACAAAGGCGGUAAAAUUGUCUCCCUGAAAAAUUGUCAAAUCCAGUUUGUUUGAGACGGAUAUUUACUGCAUGCAUUCUGGGAGCUUUGGUCAUGUGCGACUAAAAAUGUAGGCUUCGAACCAUAACCAUAACCAUAUUCAUUAAAGAAAAUAUAUUUAGGCAACAAAGCUCAAAGUACCAACCGACACGUUUACAAAAGACAAAAAAUCCAAGGACAAAAAUGGGGGCCGAGGCCCCCAGGGCCCACCCCUAAAUCCGGCCUUGAAAAUAUUGUGUUCGGAGCUAUUGGAGGAGCUAGUGGCCUCCAAACCCAUGGCCAAUUUUAUGCACGAUUUGUGUGGCAAUGCAAUGUGCAACAAAAGCGGUAGUAAAUGGGAUUUGCAUAAUUCUAAUUACGGCUUAGUGAUUUAUAAUUCACACGGGAGUGAACUUUUAUUCAUUAACCCAUAAACACUUUUUUAGUCUUCAUUUAACUAAUCAAAAAGCAUAACAUUCAUUGAUCUGUUAAACCGAUUUGACCACCAACAGUACGUCACCUUAUCCUUAUGAGAUUCUACAGCACAGUUAUUCAUAAGAUAAGGACAAAAGGCUUAAUGUGUUCUACCGCACGAUAAUGAUAUUCCACCGCAGCAGAAAACAGAGUAACUGGUCCCCACUAUACUACUUAGUGAGAAAAAUGAAUUGCCUAAGCUACUCCCCCAAGCAACGGUCUGGUCAUUGUUGACUAACCUGUUACAUUUUCCAGUCCUAUUUUGACUUGACUUGGUGAUUUUCAUUACAGAUGUUGAUGAGUGUGCGAAACAGUUGGACAGCUGCCACUACUAUGCCCACUGUAACAACACUUUGGGCUCGUAUGAAUGUCUUUGCAAAGAUGGUUUUACUGGGAACGGUCGCCUGUGUGUUGGUAAGAAUUCAAUUGGGGAGUGCCCUUUGCUACCCCCUGUAAGCUUUAUAGGAAACUAAGACUGCUGGCGGUCUUGUCUUUAGUAAUCAGGUCUCGGCCCGGUUAUCAGUGUUAUAUUAUUUUGACUGACUAAGUUUUGUUAAACCCAGUUAAGGGCAUAACUGUUUCGGUGUUCCUAACUUUGAUGAAACACAGAAAUCAGCGCAAUGACUUCCAAAAGAACUUAUAACAAAAUGAAAAAAAAAUCUAUUUUGGGAACAAGGUAUAGUUCAGUUCCCCCCUCGGAUAUUUUCGCUCAUACCAGUCCUGCCAAGCCUUGACUUGACUGACUCAAAUCAGAUUGCCCUGCUGGUAAUCUAAACAGCAAAUUAACGAGGACGCAUUUGGAUACAUAGUAUCUAUUCUGUCCCUUCAAAUGCACCAAACUCUGGGAACCGCAGGGACCGAUUCUUGUGGCUCCCAUCUAUGUAAAGUUAAAUUCGACAUAAUUGUGGGGCAGCAGUUUGUUUUUCUGCGCUUGGAUAUGCGAGGUGCAGUAAGUAGCUUGAAGGGUCAGUAAAAUGUUUCACCUGUCAAGGUAUUUUUACUUGCAUUUGCUGUUACUUGCGGAUUGCAUUCUCACCUCGCUGGUGACAGAUCUUUACCGACUUUUUCCUCCUAUUUAGUAAGAAUAUGUUAAUCCGUGUUAGGGUUGCCAUGGAGACCUUCGUGCACCUGACGGCCUAUCAACCCACCCACCCUACCCUCUACGGCUGGGGGUACGGAAAAAAAGAAGGCUUAUGGCACGAACUAGAAAAACAUUUACUGAUUUGAAUAAACCACUUCCUAGUAUAAGUAGUCAGGGCAUUGGCAUAGAAAAGGACUUAAAUAAGAAAACACUAAAACAUGUAUUGUCACAAAAUUCCAGUUUUCCUCAGAAUUAGAAAUCUUAUUUUGUACAUUUCUGAUCUGGAACAGGAAAAAAAUUUUACAAUUUAAUCUACUAACAACUACGGUUUACUUCAAACAGACAUCGAUGAAUGCACCAGAACCCUUCACAAUUGCCACCAUCCCAACGCAACGUGCAUUAACACCGUUGGCUCGUUUAGUUGUACAUGUAAACCUGGGUUUGAGGGAGAUGGAAUAACUAUAUGUGAAGGUAAAGAACUACCUAAUCAGUAAACUAUUUUUAUUCAUUCAAAGUUAAUUUCUACGUUUUCCCAGGGCUAAUUUUUCAUAACAGUCAUUGCAAUCACUUGGGGCAAGUUUGAAAUCUGUCCAGACCAGCAGUUCAUCAAAGUUUAUCUCUGGUUGUUUGUAACUUAAAUUCCUGAGAGACAUAUUUUUCCUCACAAAGCCGUAUUUACGGGUAAUUCUUUUGCUUAUUAUAAGUUCCAAAGCGUGUACGGCCAAAUAAUUGGUAAUACUAAACAGAUGGACUAGAUUGCCGUGACAGGCCAACCUUCAACGCAGCUCGGUGUUCAGAUUUGGUGUUGGAUUGGAUGUCACUAUCCUUAAGGUCUUUUUUCUAGUUUUUUGAAGACAUUUUUCUGAAAGUAGUUUUUUGUAAUAAUCAAAUCGGUUUUUCUAACGAAUAUUUCCCGAUUCCAUUAACCUCUCGUAGAAUGUCGAACACCUCUGGGCAUGGAAAGCCUUGCGAUCGCUGAUGCUCAAAUUAGCGCCUCUUCAGAACAUAACGCCAGCUAUGCAGCAAGUCAUGCCAGACUGUAUUAUAAAGGAGGCUGGGUAGCAGCCACGAAUGAUGAAAACCAAUGGCUUGAGGUGGAUAUGGAAAGCCAAUUAACUAGGGUGGCACGUAUAUCAACACAGGGAGCCCAUGGUGAUGGCUCGGCCUUUGGAUGGGUGACCAGUUAUCAGCUGCAGUUUAAUAGCGAUGGAGUGAAUUUUCAAAAUUACACCGAGCGAGAAAACGCCAAGUGUACAGUAAGACGUUAAUGCUUCUUUGUUUCCAGUAAAUUUUAAUUACCUUCUUUGCAUUAUGACCUCCAAAUUGUAGGCAAAGGUCUCCUACUGACGAGGCGAGUGCAAGGCACUCUCCUUUAAGCGCUAGUUCACAGUAUCCAGGUUAUAUGGCUGCGCGCACGCGUAAGGUACUGGCCAUGCCGCGGAGUUGGUAGUAUGUGAUUCAGGGAUGAAUUUGGUCUUGUAUAACAUCGUAGGCCUACACAAAUUUUUAAAACCACGGACAUAUUAUGACUCAAAUUUGAUCUACUAAAGAUUAGAGAAAAGUUAAGACUUACUUUAACAAGGAGGCCUUUAAGAACGUCCAAUCUCCUUUGGUCUUUACUUUUGUGAAUGCGACCCCCUGUCCUCUAAAUCUGAGAUAAUAUGAUGUAAAUCGACUCAUAACCUCGUGGUAGCGCAAAAACGUGACUCCAGAGUUACCUUUUUCCUUCUUUUCUUUCCUUCGCUAAGGUUAUGCAGUACAAGGAGUAUUGUAAAAUCUGACUAAAUCUUACUUUUGCCGCUCUGAGUCUAACAUUUAUUAGAGGUCAUAAAGCUUUCCUUGUGUUUCGUGCAGAUCGAGUAAUUAUCGGGUCACCCUGCAGUCAAGGUUAACUUUCCACAAUUUGGAAAGUACAAUGUGACUGGCUAAGCUUGGGAAAGGAAUGUUAUUCUCGGUUGAGCAGGCGUUUGUGGGGAGGGAUGAAACACGAGCUCCCCUAAAAACGCCUGCGUGGGAGGCUACGAAACAGCGAGCACAAGUUAAUCUUUUACCAUUUUCUUAUUUAGGAGUUCACUGCAAACUCAGAUCAAGACUUGGUUGUCACUUACGACUUAAAUCCUCCAAUCAGGGCACGUUAUAUCCAUUUUCGACCAACAACCUGGCAUCAGAACAUAUCAAUGAGGGUGGAAUUGUACGGUUGUCGAGGUAACUACCAGUCAUUCAAUUACCACUUCAUUCUUUAUUGUUUUUCGCUCAUGCAGAAUCCAUCUUUAACAAAUCUGAAAUACAAGUCAUUCACUACAGGUUUUCUCACUAAUUUCUUAUUGGCAAUUUGCUCUAAUAAUUUAGACUGGAAUAAGAUUUGCUGUUUAAUUUUACCCAAGUGAUAGCAUGUUAAGCUAUGUUAAAGUAACAUUGAGCAAGAUUGGUGGUUGUGGCAUUUACCAUGAACAUCUUAUAGUAUGAGCGUAGCUACAUGCGCACGAGUUGGUAUCUGAACUUACAAUGAAAAAAAUAAAAGUAGACAAACAAAGCAUUAACGGGGAAAAACAGAAUUUGAUAUACGGAAGUCGAAAUUCAGGGGUUAGUUGGACCGUUUCACGGUUAUUUCAACCUUUGACUUUUUGGACAAGUUAAGGAAAAUCCGUCAAUUUCGCUGGAAAGAGCGUCUUCAUUGACUAGUAGAAAUAUUGUAUACUUCAGCCUUUUUCACGUUGUUUGAUCAGUCUUUGCGGUAGUACUCUUUUUAACUUUAAUUCUUUUAAAAUAAGGAUUCAUAUUUUACUCUUGUUAACUGUUUUUAAAUGACUUUACAAACUAGAAUGCAGCUGAAGCUUUUCCAAUUUUGCCACGUGCGUACACGAAGGCCAUCACUGUUUCUUCCAUACAAAUGAUCAGCGAGAUGUUUAACUCAUCAAAGUGAUGACUAACUUAAAAUUUAAUUAAGGCACUUGUGUGUGGAAACUAUCUGGAGGACAAUGUAUGGCGCAUUUGGACAACCGUGCGUAACUCUGAGAAUUCAGUCCUUGUUACGCCUCUUUUAUAUAACUAACUCCAAACCAUCGUCAGAGAAGCCUGCAUGCGAAAACAACCGUCUGGGCGAGUCGCUGACCUCGCCGCUGGGGACGUUUCGCCAGAAGGGACAUCAGCGCCUCAGCGACAAAAAUUCCAUACUAAUGAUGUAAAAUCUGUCCAAAUUCUGGUCAGGAGUUCUGAUUGGUCGACGUAGUAGCUUAUUAUUUCAGUUAUUGUUUGCAAAUGACAGACAAACGACAUACGGUCGCUUAGAUGUAAAUGAAUCUACAACAAAACAGUCAAUAUUCGUGGGCAUUCGAUCCUCUUGAGAAAAAGCAUUUGCUGGAGCUUGUUCGCUAAAAGAACAAAAACCUUUAAAUUUACCAUAAUCGACCAGGAUUAAGAUUUUUUGCUAAAGAACGAAAACCUUUACAUUUACCAGAAUAGACCAGGAGAAACACAAAAUCGAUAAUGACCACCGGAUUCAACUAUGAAAACAUUGAGUUUUGUCAUCAGUAUAUGGAAUUUCUGUCGCUGAGGCAUAGACGUCCUUCCUGGCGAAACGUCCCUACUGGCUAGGGACGAGGAGAGUCGGCUAGCUCCCCAAUUAACACAACUCUUCGCGAAAGAAUAAAAAUUUCUAAAUCAUGUGUAUUAUAUCGAGAGUUUUAACUCAGACUUUGAUUUUUUUCCCUUAGACUGCCACGCAGCGUUAGGAAUUGCAGACGGUACCAUACCUGAUGACAAAAUGUUUGCGUCUUCAAUCUCGUCCGAGAAUGACAAUGCGCACCUGGGCAGACUAAAUUUAAGAGGAGCUUGGUCAGCGGCUGUAAAUGAUCUUAAUCAGUACCUUGGCAUUGAUUUGAGCGAGGACUUCACCGUAACGGGUAUAGCAACACAAGGGAGCAGCGACAAGGCCACAUGGGUAACCAAGUACACCCUACAGUACAGAGCUGCCUCAGAUGAUCAUCCCCGCUACUACACAGAGAUCAUGCAAGGACAAGAACGGAUGAAGGUAAACUCACUGAAUGGUUAUUUGAGCAUCAUCAUGAUCAUUUAUACGACACAACCUACAAGGCGUGACGAUACAACUUGGGUCAAAGACAUCAUUAAUGUACAUGUGCUAUGGUCGGUCGAACGUUUUCCUUCUUUCCCUCCAAUGUUGGCCGCAAAAUUGGACAAACUGAUCAUGAGCUGAAAAAAAAAAACAUUCCUCAACAACAUUGGGAGGAAAGUUUGAUUGUGCUCAGGGCAGUGUAUUAAUUUUUUGUUUUUUUGAGAAAGGUAUUAUGCUCCUUAAAGGUCACGAUCGUAGCACUGGACGAAAAAACGGAUUUACCUCUAUAGCAAAUUUGGAGCAAAUCAUCUGCAAAUGCCACAUUUGCUUAAUUUUGCUCAAUUUUGCCACAUGACAUAGGACCAACUUUGCCAUAAUUUUGCAUUAGUGGCAAAGGUGGUAAAUGCCGAAUUUGCCUCAAAUUUGCCCCGUGUGUAAAAACAAGGAUAACCUUUACUUUAUCAAGGCAUUUACAGGGGUGUCAAACUUGAUAGCAAAACUGACAUUUGUCAGGUUUUUGCCCAAAUGGGCAAAAGCGAUCGAAGAUGAAUUUUUGAAUGCUUUUGCUCUCUAUAGCAAAUUCGGUCAAAGUAGUAAUUUGCCACAUUUUUGCUCAAUGUAGCAAAAGUGACCAAAACUCAUUUUUCAACAGUUUCGCCCAGGAUAGUAAAUCUGAGCAAAAAUUCACGUUAUUUGUGUAUCGCCCAGUGUAGUAAAUGAGGUCAAAUUAUCACUUCUUCUGUAUCUUUGCUCAGUGUGGCAAAUAUGAUCUAAAUAGGCGUUUGCCACUGUUUUGCUCAGGGUAGCAAAUUUGGCCAAAUACCACUUUAUUCUCAAUUUUGCUCAGGAUGGCAGAUAUGAUCAAAACAGUAGUUUCCCAUACUUUUCCCAAUAGUAGCAAAGUUGAUCAAAUAUCAGUUCUUAUGUAUCUUUGCUCAGGAUGGCAAAUAUUGCUAUGAUAGCAGUUUUCCACACUUAAAGUAAGGUAAGCAAAGUUGAUUAAAAUAUCACUUUUUUACACUUUCACUCAAGAUAGCAAAUUUGAUCAAAACAUCAUUAUCCACAUGUUUCUUAUUUUUAUUUGGUACCAUAAAAUAGUAAUGACUGACAAACAAUUUAGACACCAAACAAAAUUUCAAGAAUAAAAUGACUUUAUUAUCUUUAAUAUACACUGUACAAUAAAAAGCAAGAUAAAUUAAAAGAAAGUUCCAUUGGCCUCCGCAGGGCACUACAUGUACCACAAAAUAUAUGCCUUUAAAUAAAAAGCACAUACAAUGUGAAACUAUCUACAUUCAUGAGUGUAUAAGAAUGCACAUUGGGUUUGAAAGUGCAAGUCAACACUAGCUGGUUCAUAAUUAUCCAAGGUUGGUACAGGUAAAACGUAACUCCAUUUGAGUGGUAUACUUCAAAUAUACUCUUUCUAGAUUCAAUUGAUACUAUUGGCAAAUGGUUGUACGAUGACCACACGUACACAUCACUCCCAAUGUAGAUGUGACAUCCUUACUAAUGGACAGAACAUCAACCACAGGAAAUAAAAUUAGCCUCAAAUUAUUAUGAUAAGCGAUAUUCCUCUAACUAUUAUUUAUAAGAACUUGUUUUCAUCUGAUAAAUAUUACCCACUACCCAAAAUAGGCAGUGAAUAAUAUUAUAUAGUGUACCUAGUGCUAUUCACUUACCCCAAGGGGAGAUACAUCUGUAUGAUUCAUUUUUAACCAAAUCAGUUAUAUAAAAAUAUUUCUUGUAAAUAAAAUGAGUUACUAUGCGAAAGCUCUGUGCAUUUCUAUGAUUUGGGUACAACUUUGAUAUAUUUUUACCCAGCAGUAAACACUUAUAAGGUUAAUUUUGUCACCUUUUUAGCAUGUACAUGUAUUUUAUUUUACAGGUGCUUCAUUUACUGCUAAACUUCUAAAACUAGCAUGAAAUGACACCCCCAUUUUACUCUCAUCCUAUAGGUAGCCAAAAGCUUUUCAAGUUAUGAAAGCAAAUCUGCUAUCCACUGAUUUGGUUAAAUACUUGUAUUAUUAUUAUUAUUAUUAUUAUUAUUAUUAUUAUUAUUAUUAUUAUUAUUAUUAUUAUAAUAUCACUGUAAAUAAUAUGAUUUGGUGAAAUUCUUGUACUAUUAUAUGACCAUAAAUAAUUUAUUACAUUUAUUUUUUUUUACUAAAAUCAAAUUAUUUGCUAAAAAUUUGAGCAAUUUAAAUUUUUUCUGAUUCACAUGAUCAGCUGUUUUGCUUGCAGUAUUGGACUGAUUAAAUAUCCAAAUUAUCCAAACACAAUCUAUACACUAUGAACGCUCUGUAGAACUUCUUUAAUUCAUCAUCAUUAUUAUUGUUAUUGGCAUGCAGGUGAUUAAAAUUUAAGCCAUGCUUAUCAAAAAACUGUUAUCACACACGGUAUUUUUUUUUUUGCAUAAAACAUAACCGCACUCUUUUUUCAUAAAAUAUGCCAAGAACAAAAUAGGAUCAUGGCAUUUGGAGUCCAGUAAUUACUCUACUAUGGGGUGUAUUGGCUAGAUUUAGUCCGCGGAGUGGCACUUUUUAAGGCAGUGCUUAGGGUAGCCCUAGGAUCUGUCACCACUGCGGAAAGUGGAUGCAGAUGUAUCUCCAAUUACAUAAUUAUGUUGGGUGAAUGGACACGACGACUGAAAAUACAGCUGCAUUUACAGGCUACUAGAUGGAAGGUUUUUAAAAUUCAGUAAAGUUGCCAAGUUACAGAGUGAUUCGGUGCAAACUAACAAGGACAGCUCUGCAAAGAUGGCAAAUUUUGCAGACAUUUGUCUGGUAAGGGAAAGUUUGUGGCUCCACCAUACCAUACAAAGGUCAUUGAGAUUAUGUGACUUUGUGUCAACACUUUAUUUCAAAUCGGACUAAUCACAAACAGCGUAAGAACCUAUCUAGCCAAUCACAAAACGCUGACAUACAUGCAUGUCUUUGUGACCCAGUGGAAUUCAAACAUGAUAUUGUGCACUAAUUCUCAGACGGCAUGCUCUAUACAGAAGGUUUAGAGUGUCUGCAACACAGGCAAGAUCUUCAUUGGAUUGUGACAAAUCACUUUGAGAUUUGGUAAUUUACCUAGUUUUAACGUGGCUCCUUCCCAUGGGUGUCAAAGGAUAUUCACUUACUACAUUGUAGGUCUUCAUCAAAUUCAAAAAAUUGUGCAAUUGUCUACUGAGUAAAUAUGGUUCUAGGAACUUAACUGAAAAGGAACUGAAUCAUGAUGCAUGUCAACUUCAACUUGAGUGUUAUUAUUAUUUUGUACAUUUUUAUCUAAAAUGUCUUCUUCUUUUCUGAAUGUUUUUCAAAACAUUAUCUGUGUUAUGCUUAUGAUCAAGUUCCUUUUGUUAUUGUACGUGGUGGGUGCCAGAGCAAACUUAGGAGCAUCAUCUAGCCUGGUGCUCCUUGGUUUGAUGCUGGUCUCACUGUGUGCUUUAUUACCAUUAUUUUCACUUCAUUGACUUUGAUACCAUGCAACUUUGCGGUCCAACUGGGCCAUUAAACCAUUAACCUCAAUGCUCUGCCAGGAAAGAGGCCUUACACAGAGAUUUUCCCUGUUUGGGAGGUCCUCAUCUGAACCUGAAGAAUUACCUUCAUGCGACUCUGAUACAGCUGUUUCAGACAAAGACUCCUCUGAUGACAUAUAUGCAACGGACAUACAUGCAAGGUACUUGUCCUUGUCUGACUAACUGAUGCUAGUUGACUCCCUCAGAGCAUAUUGGCCCUUUAAUUUUUUUUCUGAAAGAAAAAUGAAGAGCCAUGAUUUAGCAGCCAACAAGUAACCCACAGUUGGUAAACAAGCAUGUACUGCUCAUACUCAGUGUAAAUGACUGGGUUGCAGAACAAUGACACGAUGCUAAAAGCUGAAAACACUCUCUUAAUCAAAGGAACAGUUUGAGGAUAUUUGUGAGAAAAAUUUCUCCCUGCAUUUUAUUCCUACUAACUUUUUCAUUAAAUAUAUAAUAUGUUUUUUGGAACAGGUGUUAAAGUAGAGAGCAGAAAUGCCUCUUUCUGUUGAAUCUGCAUUUGUUUCAUUAAGACUCUUUUAAGUGUAAAUAAAAACUGAAAUAAAUUAAUUCCCCUGUCAUUCAAGAGCAGAACUGAUAGUGUCCCACAGGUCACCAGGCUCUAACAGAGCACAACCAUGACUCAACUGUAUACAUAAACCGUAAAACCGGUCAGAACCAGAGAAACGUAACAUUAAGGCAACCCACAUGUUGCUUAGAACAAUAAUUGAUUAAUUGUGGUUAUUUGGCAUGAUAAAGCCAAACAUUUACUCGCAAAAUGAACUAACAAAGAUCCCUCAACAUCAUUGAGCUGUACAAAAGGUAUAAAUAAUGAGGUAUUGUCAUUUAAAAUGUGGAACAGUAAUAGUGGUCACUUGGAAUGACACUUAUGCCUCAGGAUCUGGCUAGUGCCGUCAUUCGCAAAAUGAGCCAAAAUUAAGAUCUCACAAUAUCACUGAACCAUAUUUAUAAAGCACAAGAGUUUUGGAUGGUACAAUUUAUGAAAGAAGAAUCACUUGUCAUUUAAAUGCAGAACAAUAAUACGGUGGUCACUCAGAAUGACACAUAGGCUUCAAGAUCUGGAAUACGCCGUCACUCGCAAAAUGAACCAAAAUUAAGAUCUCACAAUAUCACUGAACCAUAUGUAUAAACCAUGAGAGUUUUGGAUGGUACAAUUUAUGAAAGAAAAAUCACUUGUCAUUUAAAUGUGGAACAAUAAUGCGGUGGUCACUCAGAAUGACACAUAGGCUUCACUCGCAAAAUGAAAAAAAUGCUGUCACUCGCAAAAUGAACCAAAAUUAAGAUCUCACAAUAUCACUGAACCAUAUGUAUAAACCAUAAGAGUUUUGAAUGGUACAAUUUAUGAAAGAAGAAUCACUUGUCAUUUAAAUGUGGAACAAUAAUACGGUCGUCACUCAGAAGGACACAUAGGCUUCAAGAUCUGGCAUACGCCGUCACUCGCAAAAUGAACCAAAAUUAAGAUCUCACAAUAUCACUGAACCAUAUGUAUAAACCAUGAGUGUUUUGGAUGGUACAAUUUAUGAAAGAAGAAUCACUUGUCAUUUAAAUGUGGAACAAUAAUACGGGUGGUCACUCAGAAUGACACAUAGGCUUCACUCGCAAAAUGAAAAAAAUGCUGUCACUCGCAAAAUGAACCAAAAUUAAGAUCUCACAAUAUCACUGAACCAUAUGUAUAAACCAUAAGAGUUUUGAAUGGUACAAUUUAUGAAAGAAGAAUCACUUGUCAUUUAAAUGUGGAACAAUAAUACGGUGGUCACUCAGAAGGACACAUAGGCUUCAAGAUCUGGCAUACGCCGUCACUCGCAAAAUGAACCAAAGUUAAGAUCUCACAAUAUCACUGAACCAUAUGUAUAAACCAUAAGAGUUUUGGAUGGUACAAUUUAUGAAAGAAAAAUCACUUGUCAUUUAAAUGUGGAACAAUAAUAUGGUGCUCACUCAGAAUGAUACAUAGGCUUCAAGAUCUGGCAUAUGCCGUCACUCGCAAAAUGAACCAAAAUUAAGAUCUCACAAUAUCACUAAACUAUAUGUAUAAACCAUAAGAGGUUUGGAUGGUACAAUUUAUGAAAGAAGAAUCAAUUGUCAUUUAAAUGUGGAACAAUAAUACGGUGGUCACUUAGAGGGACACAUAGGCUUCAAGAUCUGGCAAGUGCGGUCACUCACAAAAUGAAAAAAAAUUAAGAUCUCACAAUAUCAUUGAGCCAUAUGUAUAAACCAUGAGAGUUUUGGAUGGUACAAUUUAUGAAAGAAGAAUCACUUGUCAUUUAAAUGUGGAACAAUAAUACAGUGGUCACUCAGAAUGACACAUACUGUAGGCUUCAAGAUCUGGCAAGUGCCUUCACUCGCAAAAUGAACCAAAAUUAAGAUCUCACAGUAUCACUGAACCAUAUGUAUCAACCAUAAGAGUUUUGGAUGGUACAAUUUAUGAAAUAAGAAUCAUUUGUCAUUUAAAUGUGGAACAAUAAUACAAUGGUCACUCAGAAUGACACACAUGCUUCAAGAUCUGGCAAACUUAUGCUGUCACUUGCAAAAUGAACCAAAUUAAGAUUUCACAACAUCACUGAACCAUAAUUACGUAUAGAUCUAACACAUGAGUUUUUGACUGUAAAAAUUUCAAAAGGGAAAUCAUUUGUCAUUUGAAAUGUAGUAGAAUAUUAAACAAUAAAUUAUAGUGACCACUGCUUUGUCAAGUGCUGUCACCUGAAAAGUACAGUAACCCCAAAGAUCUAACAUAUUAACCCAGCUGUACAACAAGCCAAAUUACUGAAUUAUGGACAUGCUAAGGUCACAUCACCGACUUAUAAUGGUGUAAAAGAAAUGUUUGCCUGCACAGCUCAAGAUCCGGCUACUUAAGAUUAUUCCAUUAAUGAAGACGAUGCGCAACAAAGAGUACAGUUAUUUCUGCAGUAAACAAAAAGGAAUCAAUCAAUGGCAUAUCUGUGCAUGCAUCUUAAAUUUUAAGAUUUAUCUUUGAGGUUUUAAGCUUACGCAAAGUUAUUAGAAAACCAAAGUAAGUAAACGAACCACGAUGUCAAGAAGAACAUACCUUUCUGCAAUCCAGCUGAGUUGAUGACUUGGAAACAGGCUUUAUGUGAAGAAUAUCGCAACUGAUCACUGUCUCUCGAAAAUAACAAAGGUAUAAAUCGUAAUAGAACAGCUGAAUAGAAAGACAGGCUUUCUAUUAUCCGAAAAUAACAAAACUACUCGUUUUGCAACGCUGUAUCGCUUGUGAAGUCCGCGUGAAUUUGAACUGUUCAACGAAAGUUUAUUUUACACUAUUCUAUUGGUUCAAAAGCCGCACGUGACAAUGUAAAUCAAAUCGUGCAUGUGCCAAAGUCACGUGGAAGCCUGGACAACAAACAUGGCGGCUGAUCUUGCGACGGAGUGCAUUCAGGACUACAUUCACCCGGACGAUGAAACUCUGCAAUCUACUAUUGAAAUGACUCCUGGGUUCAAACCUUUCACAUAUUGUGCAUUUUGUUCACCCAAAUUGUAAAUGAUAACGUUUUACGUCAGGGCCUCCCAUUCCGAGACUUCUUGUGAUAUUUUUUUUUUCCGAACCACCGACCCAAUAUCAGGAAACGCAUUCGACGCUAAACGAAAAAAAAGGGGGGAUGGCCUUACCCGAAAUAACCAGCUGCAGCAAGUAAUAUAAUAAACUUUGAGAAGAAUGUGAUGGUGAUUGAAACGGAAAAUGCAAUGGAAAAUCAAAACUUGCGUGAAAUAACACUGUGAAGUUUGGUAAAUGUGCAAACGUUGGUUAAAGUGGUCGUAAAGAUAGUUCUUUGAUCAUAUUUUGCUUAAAUUUACGCCUCUAGUAACCAUAAAUUUACACAGUAACUUUGCUAUGCCAGAAAAUAUCAAGCAAACAUUCAUUUUUGACGUUCGAUUUUUACACAGAGAACAAAAUGGUGGCAAAUUUGAAUCUAAACACCAAAUUUACUAUAGGGAGUAAAAGUGAAACAAAAUAUCCGUAAACUUGAUAUUUACUCCACAUUUACGCCACCCUUGCAGAAAAGUAAACUUUCACUUUCGAACAAAAUUUGCACCAAGAACAAAUAAGUAGCAACAUUAGUACCCUAAAUUUACAAUAGAUUUGCUCAACUAGCAAACUUAGGCAAAUCCGUUUUUUCGUCCAGUGUAGGACAAAAAAAAAAUCAGGAUUCGAACCCAGAAGGACCGCAUUUGAAGAUCCACCACCUGAGUUUAGGCAAGACUUAUGUUGAAAUCACGGCUAUACUAUAUGUCUGGUAGAUUCGCUUCUUUCAUACUGUUCCAAAUAUAGAUUUACAAAAUAGGCAAGUUUCAUCUUUUCUGCCCAAAAAAGAUGGUAAAGGUUGAACUCGGGGAUUCGUGACGGGAAAAUGUUGUAUAUUCGAGCUGUCACUAUCGAGUCCUUCCUAAAGCAAGGAGAACUACACUACACUAGAAAAACUAUGCCAGAAAAUGUCAAAAAUAUAUGAACUCCUCCCACUGCACUAAAACUUCUGGCCCUGGUCGUUCAAAAGUCACAGGAUAAAUCUGUACACUAAGUAUGACUUUACAUUUUCUCUUGGCCUUCAAGAAAGCGAUUGUCAACUGGAUUGCGAUUUAUCCAGUGCUUUGCGCUAUCAUGAACAACCGAUAAACCAACAACAACAUGACAAAUUAACUGAACUAUUUUCAUUGUAGGAAUUUUCCGGAAACACUGACCAUAACACUCCAGUUUUUCACCACUUAAACCCACCAAUAAGGGCACGAUACGUACGUUUUCGACCAGUUGAGUGGAAUGAACACAUAUCAAUGAAGGUGGAGAUGUAUGGUUGUCAAGGUAACUUUUAAAACAAACUAUUUAUUUUCUGGGAUAAAAAUAUAUAGCGCGGACAUAAAGUUUUGAAUUUACGAAAAUCAUAUAUGUGAACUCCGAAGUGAAGAAUUAAAUGAAGGAUGAUCAUCGCAGUAAAAAACACAACUUUUGUAGUUGCGAAAAGAAAGCCUGAAAAAAAUUCAGGCUUGUACGGGAUUUUAACCCUUGCACUGCGAUACCGUGCAUCGCUCUACUAAUUAAGCUAACAAGCCAACUGGGAGCAGGUAGAUGAAUUGUUUCGUUAUAAACCCGUAAAAGGAUGAUGAUGAAGUUUUUAGGAAACGAGAAAGAAUAUGUGGAGUCUCAAUAACACUGAAGCGAGUGCAUUAACACCGUGGUUGCUUGUGAUUAAUGCAUUACAAUUACCCCUCUAGGCAUUCAUUAGUGUCAGAAACUGCAGUUCCCUUAGGAGUACGUUCCCCUGUGGGACUAAUCCUCUGUCGCAGGCAGCCACGUUUCUGUAGACUUUUAGGUCCAGUUACGUUAUGAAACGGAGUUUAGCCAGAGUUUAAGCCAUUUCAGUUUGCUGGACGGUUUUAUGUAAACACCAUUAGUCGUGUGAACGGUUUCGUAAAAGCAUAUGCAUGGCGUACACCCGGAAAAGAAUUUUUGUCAUGUAGACUAGAAUAGCCUGUGUACAGACCCCCCUCCCCACUCCUUCUCCGAUUUUUCCCGAUAGGAGGGGGGUCUGUACACAAGCUAGACUAGAAAGCAUUUUUCCUUAAAAUAAUCCACCCAGGAAGAGAUCCGGUGGUGCAAAGACUUCGUAGACCGCGAUCUAAGGCUUCGUUUAAAUAACUGGCCCUUAGAAACUCGAACUAAUUGAAUUAGUUUCAGAGUCUCUAUUAGAGUCAAGUCUUUUGUGAAUAGCUUCUUUUACCCACCAGUGUCUCUCUCUUCCGCAGCUAAGUCAACAAACUCUUUCUUCAUCGAUCCUAAAGCGUAUGUUGUACGCUCAGACUUGUUUGUGUGUUUAGAAACGGUUACAAUAACAUCAAAACGACAAUUUGCGACUUUCACACGUUCCUCAUGAUGCAAUUAGCCAUUUCCGAGGUUCCCCUGGGCCUCUGUAUCAAAGCGAGGUUAAGUGUUCAGCCUUUGAUAUGGAAAUGAUUUUUCAUUCUCAUGCAAAUAAAACUCAUUUUCACAAGAAAGGUUGUGCACUUGGCCUCAUUUUGAAAGUGAGGGUUUUCGGAACUAGGAAGUAGCCUAUUUGUUUUCCCCACAAAAUGUUGCCUAAGCAUUUUUUCCAGUUUCCUUUAGGACUAACAAUCGUCACUUGAGAAAUUGAAAAAAAAAACUUAUGCAAAAUUUUGUGGGGAGAGCAAAUUGCAUGAUGCGCAACGUUAAAGUCGCAUAUAAUCUUUAAUUUUCCUUCUACAAAACAAAAAUUGAUGGUCCUGAACAGAGCUAGUGGUAAUCUUGGCGGGAGGCCAGUCCGCUUUAUGCGAAGGGAAUGAUUUCUUUUUUUAUUGUUUUCAUGUUUGUCUAUACACAAAGGAGAGAAAGAAUUUAAAGUAUAUUAAGGUUUUUCAGGGCAUAAAGUUUAUCGGGAAAAGCUGGUAUCAGCAAACGCAAACAGCUGUAAACUGUUUAAGCCGCCGGCUGUCGUUAUUUUCCCCAUAUCAUUACAGAUAUUGAUGAGUGUGCAACAGGGGAGCAUAGAUGCGACUUAAAAGCUGUGUGCAAAAACACACCUGGCUCAUAUACGUGUUCAUGCACUUCGCCUUAUCAUGGAGAUGGAUUUACUUGUCAA
Messenger RNA from Porites lobata, 20539 nucleotides. Lineage: Eukaryota; Metazoa; Cnidaria; Anthozoa; Scleractinia; Poritidae. The record is from the annotation of a GenBank genome assembly.